AUGGGCUGCUGUUGCAGCUCGGACUAUGACGAGGACUGGAUCGAGAACAUCGACAUUUGUGAGCACUGCAAUUACCCCAUCGAGCCCAACAGCAAGCGCCAGAGGCGGAUCCGCAACGGCGCCGAGGUGCAAGACCCCCUGGUGUCCUACGAGGCCACAUCUCCGCCGUGCUCCCCCCUGCAAGAUAAGCUGGUGGUGGCCUUGUACAACUACGAGCCCAAGCACGAUGGGGACCUGGGGCUGCGGAAGGGCGAGAAGCUCCGCAUCCUGGAAGAGAGCGGGGAGUGGUGGAAGGCGCAGUCGCUCACCACCGGCCAGGAGGGGUUGAUCCCCUACAACUUCGUGGCCACGGUGAACAGCCUGGAGCCUGAGCCGUGGUUCUUCAAAAGCAUCAGCCGCAAGGAUGCGGAGCGGCAGCUCCUGGCGUCGGGCAACACGCACGGCUCCUUCCUCACCCACAUGGUCCCACGUCUCCCAGGCUCCUACUCACUGUCAGUGAGGGACUUCGACCAGAACCAGGGCGAGAUGGUGAAGCACUACAAGAUCCGCAACAUGGAUAAUGGCGGGUACUACAUCUCCCCCCGCGUCACCUUCAGCAGCUUGCAUGAGCUGGUGGAGUAUUACACACGCAGCUCCGACGGGCUGUGCACNNUGGCCAGCACCGCUAUUGCCACGCAUCCCCCAGCCGUGCCCGCUGAUGGGGUCCCUCUACCCCGUCACGCUCUGCCCCAUCUCUCCGCAGGUUUCUACAAUGGUCACACCAAGGUGGCCAUCAAAAACCUGAAGCAGGGCAGCAUGUCACCCAGCGCCUUCCUGGCAGAGGCCAACCUCAUGAAGAACCUGCAGCACCCGCGGCUGGUGCGGCUCUACGCCGUGGUGACGAAGGAACCCAUCUACAUCAUCACGGAGUACAUGGAGAAGGGCAGCCUCGUGGACUUCCUCAAGACCUCGGAAGGAGUCAAGCUCACCAUCAACAAACUGCUGGACAUGGCCGCGCAGAUCGCCGAAGGCAUGGCUUUCAUCGAGGCCAAGAACUACAUCCACCGCGACCUGCGGGCUGCCAACAUCCUCGUGUCAGACACCCUGUGCUGCAAAAUCGCCGACUUCGGGCUGGCCCGCCUCAUCGAGGACAACGAGUACACGGCUCGCGAGGGGGCUAAAUUCCCCAUUAAGUGGACGGCACCAGAGGCUAUUAAUUAUGGGACUUUCACAAUCAAGUCUGAUGUCUGGUCGUUCGGCAUCCUGCUCACAGAGAUCGUCACCUACGGCCGGAUCCCGUAUCCAGGGAUGACCAACCCCGAGGUGAUACAGAACCUGGAGCGCGGUUACCGCAUGCCGCAGCCGGACAACUGCCCGCAGGAGCUGUACGAACUGAUGAUGCAGUGCUGGAAGGAGCAGCCUGAGGAACGUCCCACCUUCGACUACAUGAAGAGUGUCCUGGAGGACUUCUUCACCGCCACCGAGGGCCAGUACCAGCAGCAGCCAUGA
Balearica regulorum gibbericeps (East African grey crowned-crane) is the source of this 1488-nucleotide messenger RNA. The record is from RefSeq and is a predicted model, not a curated record. NCBI's taxonomy places the organism in Eukaryota, Metazoa, Chordata, Aves, Gruiformes, Gruidae.